Fragaria vesca subsp. vesca is the source of this 1219-nucleotide messenger RNA. Its product is annotated as ras-related protein RABF1-like. Bases 296 to 922 code for a protein of 208 amino acids. The record is from RefSeq and is a predicted model, not a curated record. Gene Ontology annotation, molecular function: GTP binding; GTPase activity. Lineage: Eukaryota; Viridiplantae; Streptophyta; Magnoliopsida; Rosales; Rosaceae. The transcript has 8 exons.
CCUUAAACAUCACUCUUAAUUUGUUCCAAAGAAUCAAACAUGGUGAUACACAUCAUACAACACUACAAUAUUGUCAAUAUACGAAGGUCUUCGAAGAGAAGAAGUUGCAGGUUGUACCAGCCAUUAACGACCUAGAACUUUUACCUCCAAAAUCUCUAACAACCCAAACAGCACCUUCCCUCUUCUCCGUAUAAGCUCUAGACCCUUACACACACCUUACCUAUAGUUACAGUUGUGGUGUAUAUCUACACACACAGGCACACAGUAUUGUAAAACACAGGGUCUCAGCUCACAAAUGGGUUGCUCCUCCUCCCUUCCAGACAGAGGUUCUGGGCGGUUGGUUGGGCCGAAUGGGGAAAAUGGUGGAGCUGCAGACGCCAAGAAUCUGCGCGUUAAGCUAGUUUUGCUGGGUGAUUCUGGUGUUGGUAAGAGCUGUAUAGUUCUUCGUUUUGUUCGUGGUCAGUUUGAUCCCACAUCCAAGGUGACUGUUGGAGCCUCAUUCUUGUCACAGACGAUAGCUUUGCAAGAUUCUACAACAGUCAAAUUUGAGAUAUGGGACACUGCUGGCCAAGAAAGGUAUGCUGCAUUGGCCCCCCUUUAUUAUCGAGGCGCUGCAGUGGCAGUCAUUGUAUAUGAUAUAACAAGCCCGGACUCUUUCAACAAAGCACAGUAUUGGGUCAAGGAGCUGCAAAAACAUGGGACCCCUGAUAUUGUCUUGGCCUUGGUUGGUAACAAAGCUGAUCUUCAUGAGAAACGUGAAGUUUCUGUUCAAGACGGCAUGGACUAUGCAGAAAAGAAUGGGAUGUUCUUCAUUGAGACAUCUGCAAAGACAGCAGAUAAUAUUAAUCAGCUGUUUGAGGAAAUUGCGAAGCGUCUACCCCGUCCAGCUUUAUCAUCAUCCUCAUCAUCACAAAACCCGUGAAGCUGAGUACUUUGAAAAACUGUUGGUGUUUAGUUACUGUUAUUUCAAAAUUUGUGUAUAUUGUGAAAUACCGAAAGUCUGUAGCUUUUAAUUUGUUGGAACGUUAACAUCAUAAUUUGCACGAAUGAAUGACCUGGGCACCAUAGUAUAGCUUUCAUCUUUUAGGGGUGUAAGUUAACCACUUAACCUGGUGUCCCUUUGGACACAAAUACUAUCAUUUUAGGGGUGUAAGUUUCUAUACAUGGUUGUUCUGUAGUGCAUAUACAUUACAUAGACAUAGCGAUCAAACAUUUACCG